This is a messenger RNA of Australozyma saopauloensis, 792 nucleotides long. RefSeq lists its product as uncharacterized. The transcript has a single exon. Bases 1 to 792 code for a protein of 263 amino acids. The record is from RefSeq and is a predicted model, not a curated record. Lineage: Eukaryota; Fungi; Ascomycota; Pichiomycetes; Serinales; Metschnikowiaceae.
AUGUUUCCAGGGUCACAGGGUAGAAAUUCAAGAAGCUGUUAUUUCGGAUUUCAACCACUUAGAUUGGCACAUGCGUCUCAUCUUGAUUCAUUGUCAAGGAUGAGAUAUCUGUCACUGGGAACUUUGGAGGGGCACCCAGUAAAAUGGGCCUAUGUUAUUGAGGAAUACAAUGAGGAAUUCAAUAGAAAGAAGACAGAAAUCGAUGCCAACAUUGAUCGCGUGGAAGAUCCUAGCGCAAAGGCGGCUCUUCAAAAUGCCUUUAGCCAAAUCAAGCUGUACCACAUUCACUGGUGCGAACAAACGACUUGGUAUUAUAAAUCCUAUUUGCAGCCAGUAUGGGUUAUUUUCUUCACUCAAAGGAAAGCGAUUCACAUAAUUCACAUGAUUGGAGUGAGCACUGAAUAUAUGAUAGCCUUAUUCAUCGGUGCCAUAGGGGCCUUGAUUGGCCUGCCAAAUCGAGCAAAAUUAUUCAAAGUUCCAUUUGCCGAGGCAAAAGGUGUGCACGUCGCAUUCAUUAUUAUGAUGGUGUCCUUUUGUGUUUUCAUUUUGCUUCAGGUGUUGUAUUGGAAGGUUCGCAUAUGGGCUUACAACGAGGAAAAGUUGUGUUUGGACCGGUUCUGCGGUCUGGCUCGGCUUGCCGAAGAGAAUUGGAAUGAAAGAGUUUUCUUUGCGAUGCCAAAGGAACGCCAUUGGGCGAUGCUUUUGGACGAGUGGAAACAAAGGAGAAAGCAGCCCUCCCAGCGUGAGGCAGCUUUCCCUGUCUUGGAAAUCGAAAGCAGCGAGUCUAUUUGA